Molecule: messenger RNA, 4046 nt
Organism: Colossoma macropomum (tambaqui)
Lineage: Eukaryota; Metazoa; Chordata; Actinopteri; Characiformes; Serrasalmidae
Gene: adam23a
Product: ADAM metallopeptidase domain 23a
Exons: 26
Coding region: 231-2564 (777 amino acids)
Biological process (GO): proteolysis
Cellular component (GO): presynaptic membrane
Molecular function (GO): metalloendopeptidase activity
Source: RefSeq, a predicted model, not a curated record
GCUCAGCCGUGCUCCCCACCCCUCCGCCUGUCAUCCUCGCUCCCCAGCCAGCCCCUUCCAUCGCCGAUGCUGCAGGCAGGAUUUCCCCCCCUCUCCCAACCCAGCCCAGCCCGUCUCUCUUCCCGCGGGACGCGCCAACGAUUCAACCUCUUUUGCAACAAUGGGCCGGGACGCUCGUCGUAGCCUGACGCGCUAACGUCCUCUCUUUUUCCAGCCUUCAAAUAUGAAUCAUGCGUCUGAUGCUCCAGCCGAGACUGCUCGCUAGCAUCCUGAUAGCCCUGCUGCAUUCGUUUUCCUCAGCAUCAACGGUGUCCCCCCGCGCGCAGAAUGAGGAGGAGCCGAGGGAGCGCGAUGCCGGCAGGACGCGGCGCGAGCACGGGCACGAGGUGGCCAUCACUUACCCAUCACGCCUCAUCUACUAUGUGAACGAGGAGGCGGAGAGCGCGCACCACGACUUGGACACUCGCGCGCGCAACCAGGCCGAUGGCCAGGCCGUUCACUUAGCCGAGGUGAGCUUCCAGCUGGAUGCCUUCGGUUCCACUUUCACUCUGGAUCUCACACUAAACAACGAUCUGCUGUCUUCAGACUACGUGGAGAUCCACUAUGAGAAAGAUAAACCAGUCCUGUCGAAGGGAGGGGAGCACUGCUACUACCAUGGUAGAGUGAGAGGGAACGAAGCCUCUCGAGUGGCUCUGUCAACUUGCAGUGGGCUUCGUGGAAUGUUCGACGAUGGGGUGUUUGUUUAUCUCAUCGAGCCCUUAAACCAGACUCACUCCACGGAAACAGAGUCUCGACCUCACACCUUGCGCCGGACGUCAUCGCUCCGUAUGGGCCAUGACCCCGCUGAUCUGGCUGCCGAGGACCAGGGGAAGGAAGAGGAGGAUGAAGAGCAGAUCUUCUCCGACAUGCCUUGGCUGAGGAGGCGUAGGAAACGAGCGGUGCCACAGAAGGUAUUUGAGGAAAUGAAGUAUCUGGAAAUUAUGAUCGUCAGUGACCACAACACAUUUAAGAGGCAUAACAGCAAAAAGCAUACCAGGAACUUUGCCAAAUCAGUGGUCAACCUUGUAGAUGCUAUCUUCAAAGAGCAGCUGAACACGCGUGUGGUGCUGGUUGCCGUGGAGAUCUGGACAGACAGAGACAGGAUUCCUCUUAGUGUGAAGCCUCUGGAAAUGCUCAGAGAUUUCUCCAAAUAUCGACAGCAGAACAUCCGCAUCAAUGCUGAUGCUGUCCACCUCUUUACGAAUGUCACGUUUCAUUAUGGCCGGAGCAGCGUGGCCUACAUCGGCGGGGUGUGUUCAGCAGGACGAGGAGUGGGUGUUAAUGAGUUUGGCAGCACAUGGACGAUGGCUGCCUCUCUCUCUCAAAGUCUGGCACAGAAUUUGGGCAUCCAGUGGGACCCUGUUAUCAGGAGAAAAGAGUGUGGCUGCAUGGACUCAUGGGUGGGAUGCAUAAUGGAAGAUACAGGAGUGCAGCAUCCUCGCAGGUUCUCCAAAUGCAGCAUCACUGACUAUAAGAACUUUCUGCUCAGGGGAGGCGCUUCCUGUCUGUUUAACAGACCCAACAAGCUCUUUGAGGCUACAGAGUGUGGCAAUGGAUACGUGGAGGUUGGAGAGGAGUGUGAUUGUGGAGCCCGGAUGGAGUGCUAUAAAGACUGCUGUAAGAAGUGCUCUCUGUCUAAUGGUGCUCACUGCAGUGACGGGCCCUGUUGUAACAGCACCUGUCUGUUUAUUCCACGGGGGUACAGCUGCCGCUAUGCUGUGAAUGACUGCGAUAUUACAGAGACUUGCUCAGGAGACUCGGGACAGUGUCCUCCUAACCUUCAUAAGCAGGAUGGCUACCCCUGUCAGCUUAACCAGGGCCGUUGCUAUGGAGGCGAGUGCAAGACCAGGGAGAGCCAGUGCAAGUACAUCUGGGGUCCAAAGGCCGGGGGCUCAGAGAAGCACUGCUAUGAAAAGCUAAACACUGAGGGGACAGAGAAAGGAAACUGUGGCGUUGAUGGGGAGAAGUGGAUCCCCUGCAGCAAACAUGAUGUGUUCUGUGGGUACCUUCUGUGCACCAACAUCGGCAGAAACCCCAGGAUUGGGACUUUGAAAGGUGACAUCACCCCCACCACUUUCAACCAUCAGGGGCGACUGGUAGACUGCAGCGGCGGCCGUGUCCUCUUGGAUGACGACACUGAUCUGGGUUAUGUGGAGGACGGGACGCCAUGUGGCCCCUCCAUGAUGUGCCUUGACCGGAAGUGUCUGCCCAUCUCCUCCCUCAACCUCACAGCCUGUCCUUCAGGGCCUGAUGGACGUGUUUGCUCUGCACAUGGCGUGUGCAAUAACGAAGCCACGUGCACCUGCGACGCCACCUGGGCGGGAACAGACUGCAGCAUGCACGACCCGCCGAAAGAGCCACCUGUCGUCGAAGACGAAGGUCCUAAGGGUCCUAGCGCCACCAACCUUAUCAUAGGCUCCAUCGCGGGGGCCAUCCUGAUGGCAGCCAUAGUGCUGGGGGGGACGGGAUGGGGAUUUAAAAAUGUCAAGAAAAGACGAUACGAUGCCAAUGCCAGCGCUAUCUAGAAGAGGACUCGAGACUGCAGCCUUGCCUGGUGUCCCAUGGGUUUUGACAGCGAGCUACCUGCUGGACUGUACCCUCUCCUGCUGCUAACAGCCAGUUAGCAUUACUUGAAAAAAGAGAAAAGGAAAACAAGGAAGAGACAAAGAACAAUAGAUUAUUUUUCACCCAAAGUCAUGCACCCGACGCCUGCCCAAGACCCUUGUUCUCUUACACGAUCUUUGACCCAUCACCUCGAUGACCAGCCGUGGGUACUGCUUUCCCGCUCCGAUCAUCCUGACCUUCCCGUUUUUAAACUUGGCAUGAUCAGCCCUGGCUAUGGCACUUGCAUGGCAGAGGAGGGUCACCAACUCAACACAAAAAGCUAAAAACGAAGAACAUAAUUCUAUAAAUUUAUAAAUUUAGAAUGAUAUAAAGAAGAGCAAGUUGGAGAUGAACCUGCAUUGAAUAUGCUGCAUCGAUCAUAGAACCAAUGACAGGUGGGACUCCCCUCUAGUGGUCUCAAGGCCUGAAUGGGCCUAGGCUGCCUGACCUCACGGAAAAGACUCAUACCGUAUUGAGACAAAAGACGAGACUUUGGUCUCGUUGUCUCGGCUUCAUUUUACACGGACAUAGAUUUAAACUGCUUUUUCUUUCCAGUUUUAGCAUGUUGUAUUGCAGGAAUUUUCUGCCAUAUUAAUGAUAAAAGAGGAAACCAAACAAAGUUAGAAUCCAACAAUGUGGCCAGCGAGUACACUGUAAACUCUGGCGUAGUCAACACACAUAUAAACAAGCACGCACACACAUACAUGCACACAUACACACCAUUAUUUAUGCCUGGUUAUGUCAAUAACUGCUCCCCUUAUAACGUCUUAUACUGGCUGGGCCUAGUGGCCCUGUAGGACCACCCUGUGCGGAAUGUUCUUUCAGCUAAACCGAGAGCUGCAUGAUGUAAUUGCACUGGGGGCGGAGCCCACUCAGCCUGCCGCGCUUCUUAAGGUAACUGCAUGUCAAAGGAAAAAAAAAACAAUUAACUUUUACUUACUAUGCAAAGGGGAAACGUCGCACAGACCCUAUGGAUCGGUAACCAUAGAGAAAUGAUACCAACUGCACAAUUGACUCUAUCAUGCUACCAUUAGGCAGUCUUUUAUAUGCUUGGCCAUGACUACGUUGGUCUUUUGAAUAAACUUCUAAAUACUUAAAAAUGAAUGUUUCAAGGAAAAACUCAGCUUCUAAAAUUUAAUAUUUGUUAUCAUAGUCAUAUUUGUGGGACAGCAAAAAGCAAAAAUACAGUGAGUAAUCGGUAGUAGGCUAUCGAGUGGACUGGCCCAGUGUCAUAGAAGGGGGGGGUUAUUUUGGGAUUAACCAAUAGGGAAGAUUUCAGGGGUUUUCUCCACUGGCAUAGGCCACUUCAUGUCCAUUCUCAUCACCACAAGCCCACCCCUUUUGCAUUCAUCUCAUGUUCCCAUGGAAAUAUUUACAAAACAAUAAAGAGGUUGACAAAAAAU